AUGGCAUCCCCACAAGCUCAAGAGGGCAAGGUGAAGUCCGUCCUGUCCGGCGACACGCUCAUCCUGCAGAACAAGGCCAAGCAAGAACGUACGCUCAGCCUCGCCUUCAUCAACGCUCCCCGACUCCAGCAAGACGAGCCCUGCUCCUUCGAGUCACGAGACUUCAUCCGCAAGCUGUGCGUGGGCAAGGUCAUACACUUCAAAGUCCUAUACUCAAUCCCACAGAAGGUCGGUGGCUCUUCACGCGAAUAUGGCACUGUCAUGCUGCAAGGCGGACAGACUCUGCCAGACCUCAUUGUGCAGGAAGGCUGGGCAAAGCUAAGAGACGAUGCUGAGCGCAAGGCCGAGUCACCUGCGGCCGCCGAGCUGCUGGAGCGACUGCAGGCUUUGGAGGCGCAUGCGAAAGCCGAUGAGAAGGGCGUGUGGAGCUCGAAGCCGAAGUCUAUAGACAACUUGCGCGAGCUGCCGGAUCCCAAGGCAUUCGUGGAGGAGCACAAGAGCCAAGCAGUCGACGCCAUUGUGGAACGUGUGCUCAGCGGUGACCGCCUGAUAUGCCGACUCUUGGUUUCGCCAACACAGCAUGUACAGACCACAGUCCUGGUUGCAGGUCUGAAAGCGCCUUCGACGGCAAGAACAAACCCAAGCGACGGCUCCUCUCAAGCAGCCGAACCCUACGGAAACGAAGCGCAGGCAUUUGUGGAAGAGAGAUUAUUACAACGAGGCGUGCAGGUGCGGGUACUCGGCGUCUCACCAAACAAUCUGCUUGUUGGUGAAGUGAGACACCCUGUUGGCAACAUUGCCGAGUUCCUGCUCAAGGAAGGCUAUGCGCGGUGCGUCGACCAUCAUUCCACCUGGCUGGGUGGUGAGAUGGGCAAGCUACGGCAAGCAGAACGUCAAGCAAAGGAGCAGCAGAAAGGCGUAUUCAAGAGCCAUGUGACGCCACGUGCAGGUGGCGGUAGCGAGAGUGAAGCAACCGUCAGCCGAGUCUUCUCCGCUGACACGCUAUUCAUUCGUAACAAGGCUGGCACAGAGAGGCGGAUAAACCUCAGCAGCGUACGGCAACCCAAGCCAAGCGACCCGAAACAAUCACCAUUCAGCGCCGAAGCAAAAGAGUUCCUGCGGAAGCGACUGAUCGGCAAGCAUGUCAAAGUCACCAUCGAUGGCAAGCGGCCAGCUACCGAGGGCUACGAUGAGCGCGAGAUGGCUACGGUAUCCCAGAACAACAAGAAUGUCGCUCUCAUGCUUGUUGAGAACGGCUACGCAUCGGUAAUCCGGCACCGAAUGGACGACCAAGACCGCAGCCCACUCUAUGACGAGUUGCUCGCGGCCGAAGAAGCUGCUCAGAAGGACGGAAAGGGCAUGUGGAACCAGAAAGCACCCAAGCCACUGAAUUACGUCGACUACAGCGAGUCACUCGAGAAAGCGAAGCGACAACUGACACUCCUGCGGAACCAGAAGCGGGUGCCUGCAAUUGUGGACUUCGUCAAAUCUGGCUCCCGUUUCACUGUGCUGGUACCCAGGGAAAAUGCCAAACUCACAUUCGUCCUCGGUGGGAUCCGUGCUCCUCGUUCAGCUCGUGGUCCGAAUGAUGCUGCAGAACCUUUUGGCCAGGAAGCGCACGACUUUGCAGUGCGCAGGUGCAUGCAACGGGAUGUGGAGAUUGACGUAGAGGAUACCGACAAGACUGGUGGAUUCAUUGGGACGCUCUACGUCAACCGCGAGAGCUUUGCCAAAGUGUUGGUUGAAGAAGGCCUCGCAAGUGUGCACGCAUACUCGGCGGAGAAGAGCGGCAAUGCCAAUGAGCUGUUCCAGGCAGAGCAGAAGGCCAAAGAGGGGAGGAAGAAUAUGUGGCAAGACUGGGACCCAUCACAAGAUGCAGAAGAAGAUGGCGAGGAGCUAGCUGACACUGCAACAAAUGGUGCCGAUGGUGUUAACGGGGAUGCUGAGGCGAAGCCGCGCGAGAGGAACUACAAGGACGUUACUGUCACUUUUGUUGACCCGACAAACGCUCGCCUGAAGCUGCAGAUGCUUGGAGGUGGCACUUCCAACCUGGGCUCACUGAUGAAGGACUUUGCUUCCUUCCACAUCUCGCCCUCGAACAACCAGCCCCUCCCUUCACCACCCAAAGCCGGCGACAUCGUCUCCGCAAAGUUCUCUGAAGACGGCGUCUGGUACCGCGCUCGCGUCCGCCGCAACGACCGGGAGAACAAGAAGGCGGAGCUCGUGUACAUUGACUACGGCAACUCGGAGACUCAACCUUGGAGCUCCCUUCGUCCACUGGAUCAGAGCCGCUUCGGCACGCAGAAACUGAAGCCACAAGCUGUCGAUGCGGUGCUUUCAUUCCUCCAAUUCCCGACAUCAACCGAAUACCUCGCCGACGCUGUCGCCUUCAUCAACGAAGUCGUCCUCGAUCGGUCGCUAGUCGCCAACAUCGAUUUCACCGACUCGAAGGAUAACGGGUUGCUGUACGUCACGUUGAUGGACCCGCAGCAAGCGGCCAGUCUGGACCAGAGCCUGAACGCGGAGGUCGUGAGCGAGGGUCUGGCGAUGGUGCCGCGGAAGUUGAAGGCGUGGGAGAGAGGGGCGACGGAUGUGCUGAAAGGGCUGCGGGAGAAGGAGGGGGCGGCGAAGGAGGCGAGGAGGGGGAUGUGGGAGUAUGGGGAUCUGACGGAGGAUUAG
Molecule: messenger RNA, 2679 nt
Organism: Saxophila tyrrhenica
Lineage: Eukaryota; Fungi; Ascomycota; Dothideomycetes; Mycosphaerellales; Extremaceae
Exons: 1
Coding region: 1-2679 (892 amino acids)
Biological process (GO): mRNA catabolic process; regulatory ncRNA-mediated gene silencing
Cellular component (GO): nucleus; cytosol; RISC complex
Molecular function (GO): RNA binding; nuclease activity
Source: RefSeq, a predicted model, not a curated record